Messenger RNA from Closterium sp. NIES-65, 828 nucleotides. NCBI's taxonomy places the organism in Eukaryota, Viridiplantae, Streptophyta, Zygnematophyceae, Desmidiales, Closteriaceae. The record is from the annotation of a GenBank genome assembly.
AUGCCUUCGGCGCCUGGCCGGGUGGGCUCAAAUUCCACUCACAUGCGCAUCCAUUCCGCCGAGUCAACAUACCCGUCCAUCACGGCGCCAACACCAACCGGCCCGGUCGCCACCCCUAGCGGCCCCGUCGCCACCCUAUACAGCCCCGUUGCCGUCCUUUGCGGCCCCGUCGCCGCCCUUCUAGGCCCCUCGCGGCCCCUUCGCGGCCCCGUUGCCGCCCCUAGCGGCCCCGUCGCCGCCCUUCAAGGCCCCUCGCGGCCCCUUCGCGGCCCCGUCGCCGCCCCUAGCGGCCUCGUCGCCGCCCUUCGAGGCCCCUCGCGGCCCCUUCGCGGCCCCGUCGCCGCCCCUAGCGGCCCUGUCGCCGCCCCUAUCAGCCCCGUCGCCGCCCUUCGCGGCCCCGUCGCCGCCCUUCGCGGCCCCGUCGCCGCCCUUCGCGGCCCCGUCGCCGCCCUUCGCGGCCCUGUCGCCACCUCUAGCGGCCCCGUCGCCGCCCUUCGCGGCCCCCUCGCUGCCUCUAAUGGCCCCGUAGUCGCCUUUCAUGGCCCCUUGCGGCCUCUUUUCGGCCCCGUCCCCGCCCGACGUGGCCCCGUCGCCACCCUUCCCGGCCCCUCCUCGGCUCCUCCGCCACCAGCAGCAGCCGCCGCCAGCAGCACCCGCCACCAGCAGCAGCCGACAGCAGCAGAAGCCGCCGACACCAGCGGCGGCCACCACCAGCAACAGCCGUCGCCGCCGACAGCAGGAGCUACCGCCGCGGUCGCGGCUCUUUCCUGCCGACGCGCCUCGGCCCUGCCCCACCGCUUGCUAGCCCCCACCUACCAGCCCUGGUGA